GUGGACUCCCACUAUUGUCCCAGUUGCCUGGAAAACAUGCCGUCAGCUGAGGCGAAGCUGAAGAAGAAUAGGUGUGCUAAUUGUUUUGACUGCCCAUGCUGCAUGCACACACUUUAUCCACUUCCUGAUGACCCAGCCAAGACUACAAUGAAGAAAGCAUAUUACCUGGCCUGUGGAUUUUGCCGCUGGACUUCCAGAGAUGUAGGCAUGGCAGAUAAGUCUGUUGCUAGUGGUGGUUGGCAGGAGCCAGAGAAUUCACAUACACAGAGGAUUAAUAAACUAGUUGAGUAUUACCAGCAGCUGGCUCAGAGAGAGAAGAUAGAGCGGGACCGUAAGAAGCUGGUGCGACGCCGAAACUACAUGCCAUUAGCCUUUUCGCAACACACAAUACAUGUAGUGGACAAAUACGGCCUUGGAACCAGACUCCAGCGUCAGAGGCCUGGGGCGCCCAUCAGUGCUCUUGCUGGACUCUCCCUGAAAGAAGGAGAGGACCAGAAGGAGAUAAAGAUUGAGCCUGCUGAUGCUGUAGAAGAAGUGGAACCGCUUCCUGAGGAUUAUUACACAAGACCCAUAAAUCUAACCGAGGUGACAACCCUGCACCAGCGUCUUCUACAGCCUGACUUCCAGCCAAUCUGCGCUUCCCAGCUCUACCCGCGCCAUAAGCACCUUCUGAUCAAACGCUCGCUGCGCUGUCGGAAAUGUGAACAUAAUCUGAGUAAACCAGAAUUCAAUCCAACGUCAAUCAAAUUCAAAAUCCAACUGGUUGCUGUCAACUACAUCCCUGAGGUGAGGAUUAUGUCCAUUCCCAACCUGCGCUACAUGAAGGAGAGCCAAGUUCUUCUGACUCUGACCAAUCCAGUGGAAAACCUCACCCACGUUACCUUGAUGGAGUGUGAGGAGGGAGACCCCGAUAACAUCAACAGCACUGCUAAGGUGGUGGUUCCUCCCAAGGAGCUAAUCCUAGCUGGCAAAGAUGCUGCAGCAGAAUAUGAUGAGUUGGCUGAACCUCAGGACUUUCAAGAUGACCCUGACAUUGUGGCCUUCAGAAAGGCCAACAAGGUGGGAGUUUUCAUCAAGGUCGCUCCACAGAAAGAAGAGGGCGAAGUGACCGUGAGCUUUAAGAUGAAGCACGAGUUUAAAAAUCUUGCCGCUCCAAUCCGCCCCAGUGAGGAGGGCGAUCAGAGUUCUGAGAUCAUCUGGCUCACCCAUCAUGUGGAGCUCAGCCUUGGCCCGUUGCUCCCAUAACGGCUUCCAACAGCUGGGUCCAAAAGGUGGCCAUGGGAUUGACUCUUUUGCCGUGACAGAAUGCAUCCUGUUGAAAUGGUUUGGGAAACCUCCUUUGUGAUGUAGACACGUGCCACACAUUCCAGCCAAGAAAGGAGGAGGAGGUUGCAUGGGCGCAGGGAAGGGAAAUAAGCUGUUGGAUGAUUUGAUCUGCUCUCUUUAAUGCCCACUGUGUGAGUCUGUGGCUUUCUCACACCACCACAUGCUUGUUUAACUUACCGCACAAAGUUCAGCACAGAGAAGGCCAUCACUAGACCUGUGUUAGCCCUUGCUGAGGUCACAUUAGCGUUGCCAACAAAAAUGCCCAAACCUUUACGCCGGCUUUCCUCUUCUCCAGAUCAGUCCCAUGAAGCCGAUAUUAAAUACUCCGCAGAACAAACUCUUUCUCUGGUACUUGUAACCUGCAAUUAGUGAGCAAACAUUCCAGAGCUCUUUUCUCUUCUGUUGCAGGAGCAUGAUACACUCGUCUCUUCUUUCCAGCUCCUAUUAGACUCUCGUUAGUUACAAUUUUUCUUUAGCCCCAGGCAUUCACAGGUGUAACUGUUUGGGGGUUUAUCCCCCUUGACUAAAAAUAAUGCUUUGCUCUGUAGACCCGGUUUGGGAGGCAAUGGAUCUUAAGAAUGUAUGUGCCUCUUGAGAUGAAAUGCAGCAUAUUAUAGCUCAUGUGGGCUUGGUUAACAA
Pelodiscus sinensis (Chinese soft-shelled turtle) is the source of this 1965-nucleotide messenger RNA. The record is from RefSeq and is a predicted model, not a curated record. NCBI's taxonomy places the organism in Eukaryota, Metazoa, Chordata, Testudines, Trionychidae.